Molecule: messenger RNA, 1835 nt
Organism: Sturnus vulgaris (Common starling)
Lineage: Eukaryota; Metazoa; Chordata; Aves; Passeriformes; Sturnidae
Source: RefSeq, a predicted model, not a curated record
AUGGAGGCCAGAGCUCUCAGCAUACUGUCUAAAGAGGUCACUGCUGGGGUAAACGAUUAUGGGCCUGUCAUACUGGCUAUGGGACCAGCUGGCAGAAAGCUGACAGGUGAACAGUGCCCUCCUCUAGAGGAGCAAAGGCUUGAGCACAUUUAUAAAACAGAAAAACGAAUCCGUCCCAUCAGGUCUUCAGCAAGAGCAGCCAUGAAGUCUAGCUUUGUGUUUCAAGCAGGCCCCGGGGGCGAGGUUUGCACCAUCCGAAGUUACCCGGGCGCCGGGCCGGGCCCUGAUCCGCCCCCGCCAUGUCCAGAGCCCUCCGCAGCCAUUGCCGGCGCGCCCGCUUCUCCCGGCCCUUCUCCCCUUGCGCCCGCCUCUCCCGGCGCGCCCGCUUUGCCCCUUGUGCCCGCUUUUCCCGGCGCGCCCCUUGCGCCCGCUGCCGCCGUGCCCGCUGCCGCCGUGCUCUCGUCGGACUCAGACAGUGAUACAGAUUCAGAUAGUUCAUCAACUACACUCUUCUCUUCGUCUUCAGCAGUAUCUGAUGAAGAUGAUCAUCCAAAUGAGAAGGAUAACAAAUCUUACUGUAUUAGGACAAAGGAUGAGUUGCCUAUUGAGGAACUGCCUCCUGUUGAAGACUUAUCAGUAAUUCUUCCAGAUAAUGUUGAACUGAAGGUCCUUGGGACAGUUUCCAGCAUCAUUGAGCAGCUAGUAAUAAUUGAAUCACUGAAAGGCCUACCUCCAGUAAAUGAGGAAAGCAUAAUUUUUAAAGAAGAUAGGCAAGCAGUAGGAAAGAUAUUUGAGAUAUUUGGUCCUGUUUCACAUCCUUUUUAUGUGAUAAGAUUUAACAGCUCUGAGCAUAUCAAAGAGAGUGGUAUUAAUGUGCAAGAUAGCAUGUAUUUUGCUCCAUCAGUGGAGGACUUCACCCAGUAUAUAUUUGCAGAGAAACUGAAACAGGAAAAAGGUUCAGAUGCGUCUUGGAAGAAUGACCAAGAACCACCACCUGAAGUUUUGGAUUUCAGUGAUGAUGAAAAAGAAAGAGAGGCAAAAGAGAAGAAAAAGAAGCCUCAAAGUCGAGGAAGAAAGAAAAUCAGAUCAGAAACACUUCCAUCAAGUGAGAAUAAUGGACUUCUUCAGUCAGUGCAACAGCCUGCUUCAAGUUACUCAAGGGGAUACUGUGGCAGAGGAUUCUCCUUCUCUAGGGAUCUGUUUCCUCCUCCAUCAGGCCCUCGAGGGUUUUUCAGACCAAAUGUAAGACCACCACAACUAUACUUUUCAGACAGGAGGAUAUACCAGGAAUCACCAGUGUUUCCACCACCUCAUAGAAGAGAAAAUCCAGGGAUGCAACAGUAUGCCUUUCCUCCUCCAGAUUUUGGUUAUGUCAAUGAUGUGCAUCAAUUCUACUCUCCGCCUCCAAAUAUGAACAUGAUGUGGGCAGGCCCAAACAUGUACAAUUCACCCUACCCAUUUCUGCCACUGCUGCCACCACCGCCGCCACCACCACCACCUCCCCCAGAGAGCCAUCCUUACCCUCCUCAGUUCAGGCCGUACUAAGAUUGCCUGCGUGUCCAUGUACAGCACUGCAGUUUACAGGGAGAAAGAACAGCCUGCCAGGUCUGCAUUCCCUUAUUUUGGAGAUGCUUUCUUUUACUGCAGUGCUAGAACAAGUGCAGAGUUUUUUGUGCAUUGUGGGACAUCCGUAGAAAAGUAUUUUUUUCUACAUAUGUUUUGUGUUUCCAAAAAGAAAUUUAUAUGAUUAAAGUAACUGAAUAUUAAGUAACGGUUUAUUUUUAUAGUUAUCUGCUACUUUAAGAUGAUAAAUAAAAGCCUUUUGGAGACUGGUA